AUGGGUAAAAAAUGUUUAGUGGCUUUGGAUGGAUCGAAACAUUCAAAUAAUGCAUUGGUUUGGACUCUUGAGAAUUUGAUUCAGCUUAAUGACAAUAACAAUGACGAAGAUACAUUAAUGUUGUUAAGUGUUGGUGUUUUGUAUAAUGAUAAUGAAAUAUCAUCGGCAGUACUAUUGAAAAAAAAACAUAAAAAUGGCAUCAACACACCAAAUACACCAACCGCUUCAACUGUUUCAACUACUCUAAAUGUUAUUAAACCUAUACUUAAACGAAUUUAUACGGAUUAG
This is a messenger RNA of Entrophospora sp. SA101, 288 nucleotides long. Lineage: Eukaryota; Fungi; Glomeromycota; Glomeromycetes; Entrophosporales; Entrophosporaceae. The record is from the annotation of a GenBank genome assembly.